This is a messenger RNA of Cuscuta campestris, 1167 nucleotides long. NCBI's taxonomy places the organism in Eukaryota, Viridiplantae, Streptophyta, Magnoliopsida, Solanales, Convolvulaceae. The record is from the annotation of a GenBank genome assembly.
CGCAACCGCCCCCAAUCGGAUAAGCGCUCUGACUCCGCGUCCUUUGCACUUCUCCUUUGGGAUUACUCGCCUAUUUAAGGGACUAGGCCGAACCCCUUCAUCAUCACAAUCAAACUCUCCACAUGGCUAAUAACGCCAACAGAGUUGUCUUCAUUGAUCUUACUAUUUCUGAUUCUUCUUCUGAUUCUUCUUCGUUGGCACUCCCUUCACUCGAGGCCCCAACGGCUGAGCUCUCUUCUGGGCCUCCUCUUGCCUCUGAACAAUCGGUGACUUCUCCCUUGCCCAGGGAGGAGAAUCACCCUCAUCUCCCCCCACAGGUGUCAGGGGGUGCUCCUCCGAGUCCCGGCGUGCUUCUUAACGGUGCCAGGACGGAAACCUCUUCUUGCCGUCCUGGCACGUCUCGUCCGCAGAAGAGACGCAAUCCCCACUCAGGAGCUUCCCGGCUGGUCUCUGGUGCGAGGCCUUCCUCCCAGGGUUCUCCUUCCCCUCAGCAGUCAUAUGGACAGCCACCUGAGGAGUGGGGGGACUAUGACAUGGGGGGAAAUAGUAAGUCUCGGAGAAAAGUCGUCAUCGGCUUAACCCCUUCCGGGACAUCUUCUUCUUCGGAUGAUGAUUCCUCCGCCUCUCCGGCUCAGUCCAACGACAUGGCUGGGUUGAGUCCCGGCGAGUUCUCAAGACUCUACCCGGCGCCUCGCCUUCCUGCACCAUCCCCUCCUAGUCCACCCAGGUUUCCAUCCGGGAGGAUAGACUGGGACUCUAUGACCCUCCAAGACUUCGCCUUGUACCAGAGGAUGUGCAGGGCUAAACUUGGACGCUCUCGGCCAAUUGUUGAGGAAGGACCUUCAUGUGAAAGCCGGACUGCUUCUCUAAACUUGCUGAAGUUUCCCAACGAUGGUUCUUCAUCGAGGGCUGCAGCUCCCCGUCCUGGGACGUGGGAAGACUAUGACAUCUGGGAGGCUGCUGAUUCCACAGCGUGUCCCUCGUCAAAGAGAAGAAGCCCAUGGAAGGGGCCCCCACCUCCUUCUUGGUGACUGCAUGGACGCAAUAGGCCCUCCGUCGGUGCCUAGGCCCCUGCAAAUCAAAUUUCUUUUCCCCAUUUUGUAUCAGGAGGCAUUCACUUGUUCGGUCCAGGAGUUUUCCCUGCGUUCCAAACUAAGGAAUGUUCCU